This is a messenger RNA of Anneissia japonica, 1479 nucleotides long. RefSeq names its product folate receptor beta-like. Lineage: Eukaryota; Metazoa; Echinodermata; Crinoidea; Comatulida; Comatulidae. The record is from RefSeq and is a predicted model, not a curated record. Gene Ontology annotation, cellular component: external side of plasma membrane. The coding region runs from base 140 to 985 and encodes 281 amino acids. The transcript is spliced from 6 exons. Gene Ontology annotation, molecular function: signaling receptor activity.
UUGAUUUCAUCAGCCUGUACUCACCUCACGCACGCUGAGCGAACGGAAAAAAAGAAAGAAAGCGAGUCGCACGGGGACGGAGACGCGCCAUGUACGGUGAAGUAAACAUUGAGGGAGUCCGUUGAAACUUACUGAGAAUAUGAAGAAAUUUGUUUGUCAGUGUGCCUUAAUGGGUGAGUUAUAUGUCAUGGAUUUGGCGUUGUGGCUCAUCUUUUUCUCAACAGUCACUAUGACCAGUUCAGAAGAUUCAGUUGAAGCAUAUUUGAAUCGUUGUCUUGAUGGAGUAAAUCACAAGACUAAGCCAGGACCAGAAAGUAAUUUAUUUGGUCAGUGUAACCAAUAUAAAGAACUCUCAUGCUGUACAGAAGAAACAACGAGGGGACUUCACCAAUCACAUUCCUGGUUGAAUUUCAACUGGCAUCAUUGUGACACUCAGCUCUCUAAAGCAUGUACAGCUUUUUUGAACCAUGACCUUUGUUUUUAUGAGUGCUCACCAAACGUUGCACCGUGGCUCGUGCCCCAUAAUAUCUCAAUCCGAAACGAGCGCUAUAAAGGAAUACCUUUAUGUGAAAGUGAGUGCAAUGCAUGGUGGGAUGCUUGUCGAUAUGAUUUGACUUGUAAAGACAACUGGGCAUUGGGCUGGGAUUGGUCAGCAGGUGUUAAUGUUUGUCCAGCUGGCACAACUUGUCGUACGUUUGAAGAUGUUUUUGGUUCUGCAGCCAACAUGUGCCAUCAGAUAUGGGCCGGUGCUUUUAAUGUAACCGCCGACAACGAACAAUGCAUGGUCUUCUACUUCAGUGACACAAAUCCUAACCGAGAGGUAGCAAGAUAUUAUGCUGAGAGGAUGUUGAAGGAAAGUAGCAUAGCAACCAAUUCAGCUGUUGAGCUCUCUUCUUCCAUUUUUAUAUUUUUGUUUUCUCUAAUUGUUUACAUACUUCACCAUUAUCAUCUUUGUUAUCAUGUUGUUUCAAGGACAGAACUGUAGUACAGUUGAAUUAUGGGUAAAUUUUGGUACAGAUUUAAAACAUUUCAUCAGAUACACCUUAAAAGAUUUUAGAGAAAAGGAUUUUACAAGAAUCUUGUGUUAGCUUUUUACAGUGGAUGCAUGCCACAAUUUUUUAGGCGAGUCUCAAGUGAUGAAAUAUGUAUGUAUUGAUUCCCCUUAAGUAGAAAUUUCUGAUGCUAUUGCUACUUGAAUUCUGCUGCAUAUUGCUACUUAACACCAUAAUUCCAAAAAUAUUUUCAAGCUCAAAAUAUUUCCAUUUGUUCAAAAUAAUAACAUUAAUGUUAUGCAUUGAUCACUGUAGCAUACCAUAGCAUUAUUAUUGUAGUAUUCAUUUAUCAUUUUAGCCUGCUACAAAACAUUAUUUUGAUAUUUAUUGACUCCAUUGUAGCAUGCUAUGACUUUAAUAAUGUGGUAUGCAUUGAUAUUGUAGCAUGCUGUAACAUUAAUACAGUGCUACUUUAUUCAUUGAUUAU